AUGAACAGUGGCAUCCACGAAAGACACGGCCGCGAUUAUCUCGAAGCGGCGUUCGAGUGUUUUCCGGAUCUUGAUUACUGCGUUAUGCUGCAACCUUCGACCCAGCCCUCGGAAUUACGCCUCGAUGAAUUGUACCGGAAUUACGACGUGGAGAGUUUCGUAUCGAUGAAAAAUACUCUGAGAGACGAUCAUGCACAACUGCUUCACUUCAUCACGAUUCCAGUCUUUUCUGUUCACGACAAAAUAUUCUUUUGCGAAUUGAUGCGCCUGAGCUUCACUACGGUUCUAUAUUAUCGACUUUACGACUGCGAGACAACCGUCGCCAAUCGAACUCAGCCCCUCAUAACGUGUCUCGACGCGAUGAUUCCCGUUCGAUCUCGAACGCGUUUUCACCACCCUUACGUCCAAGUCGGAAAGGAGUCGAGUGAAGCUGAACCCUUUUCACUUUUUCUCAUGACUCCGAGGUUCGCCGUUACGACGAAGCCGGUUGUCAACUCGAAAAUCGUCGUCGUCGGGGCUUCGGACUGCGGCGUCGCUUUUUCCGAAUUUCUCGCAUUUCAAGACUCGGACUUGGUUCAUUUCACGAACUUGACCAUCGUCUCGCCGAACGGUACACCGUUCGAGAGCAGCGAAACGAGCGAGCACGCGACUAUGAUCCCCUACAAAGGCAAAUAUUGUUAUCAGUACAGAAAAUUCGUUUCCAGCAGAGUUUGGAUGAACGUAGUUCACGGAAUCGUAUCGCAAAUUAACAGAAAAGAAAAAUACGUCGUUGUUUCCGGGCUUGGAACGUUGAACUACGAUUAUCUUGUUCUUACCUGUGGCUUGCAAUAUCAAGUCCCAAAUUUUCAAGAAAAUAGAGAAAACGAUGAAAACAGUGUCCAAGAAACUGCUCCCUUGAAUUGUUUCUGCAUAAACGACGACGUGGAGGGUGCGACGUGUCUGGAGCGAUUGAAGGAACUGACCAACGAUUUUGCGACGCGGAAGUUCAUCGUGAUAUACGGAAGGAACAUCGAGUGUCUGUGCACUUUGAACAAUCUUUUGGAAAACGGGGUUAAGGGCUCGUGGAUAAUAAUGAUCGAGCCGAAAUACAGCGAGUGUGGUAAACCGAGUGACAUUUUCUUCGAGGACGACGAGGUCGCUGAGGCAGUGAAAAAGUCCAUGAAGAAGGCAGGAGUCAAAAUAAUAUCUGGGUGGGACUUGACAGAUUGGAUUAUCGAGGUCAGCGAGAGCGUUAUAGAAAAUGAGAUGACUCGAACGAGUGUAAUAAAAAGUUUGCGAAUAGAGUCGAAGACUGAGAACAAAUUGGUGACUUGCGACGCCUUGAUUUACUUCGGUGACAAAAAGUUGCCUCGAAAAACUUUCAUGGCUAUCUCGAGGGCAGGCCUCGUGUUCGAUGGUCGUUUGGUCAUUGAUCCGGACUGCAGCACGAACGAUCCUUCGGUCUUCGCCGCGGGCGCUGUUACCAAAUACUCGAGAAAAUAUAACGCCGAACGUUGGCAACAUCAGUACUACAGCAGUGUCGAAGUCGGGGAGAGGUUGGCGCAGAUACUGAAGGAAAAAACUCAAUACGAUGGGUCAGACGAAGGGAAUAAAAAUGCGGAUUGCUCCGAAUCGAAUUUUCAGAAGCACACGAAUCUCCCCGAAUUUCGUGCCCCCAUUAUCGUCUAUUGCAGACUUCCGGGGGGUUUGAAAUAUCUUCACGUGCGCAAACCGGGGAAGAAGAUUGCACGAGUCAUCGAAAUUGCCCGUGGCACUUACGGCGAAGUCCUGAUAACUGGGAAUCCUUCGAUGAUUUCAGACAUCGGAUACUUCCGCAUUCGAUUCAAUCAAUUUAACAGAGUCGAAACCAUAACUUGUCUUCAUAAAAUGGAUUUCCCAUUCCAAGACUUCAUAACUCUGUACGGGAAGCACGAUAGCAUGCUCAACAAUGUGAAGCUUCGUUUUCGGUACUCGUUGAUCAUCGACUUUUUCGCGUACUUCGCUGAGCCCUGGGCAGCAGCACUCUUUCACGAUAGAUUCGAUGCCUUGAGACUCGAAAACCGCGCCAUACUCUUGUCGGAAGCCGGCAUGCAAAGCAGUUCUUUGAUCGAAGACAUCAUGAACGUAUGCAUGAAAUCAAAUUGGAAAGAGCUGAGCGAAGAAAACUCUCAAGAUAUCGAGUCAAAAUACGCGGGUUCAAUUUACCAGGAGGCGAUAUCGAGCAACGUGAUGAAUUUUCUACAAGAAGCGGAAGAAGUUUUGCCGAUGUAUUGCAAUCCAUGUAAACUGAGACGUCAAUUACAAGACGAUUGA
Molecule: messenger RNA, 2292 nt
Organism: Venturia canescens
Lineage: Eukaryota; Metazoa; Arthropoda; Insecta; Hymenoptera; Ichneumonidae
Product: cilia- and flagella-associated protein 61
Exons: 14
Coding region: 1-2292 (763 amino acids)
Source: RefSeq, a predicted model, not a curated record